This is a messenger RNA of Xenopus laevis (African clawed frog), 6557 nucleotides long. RefSeq lists its product as uncharacterized. The transcript is spliced from 15 exons. The coding region runs from base 577 to 6006 and encodes 1809 amino acids. The record is from RefSeq and is a predicted model, not a curated record. NCBI's taxonomy places the organism in Eukaryota, Metazoa, Chordata, Amphibia, Anura, Pipidae.
CCCCACCCCCCUGCCUACCUGACGUGCUGCAAGUCUCACCUGGGCUGAUCCAUUCCAGGAAGUACUGUCCCUCCUUGUGAGUUUGUGGAUCUAACAUCUGACCCCUGCACCUUGACCCUUUGUUGAGGAAAGGAAUGUGAGCUCCUGUGGUUCCCAGAUCUCUCCAGCAGACAGGAGAUGAGUCCAUGAUGGAGACAGACAUCAAGGGGAAACAAGGGGAUCAUCGGGGCACAGAGGGGAAUGGGGCAGAUGAAGAGGAGGCACCAAGUGAUGGCACAGAGGCAAUACCCACCGAGAAGGAGAAGGAGCCCACGAAUGAUCUUUGUGACAGGAGAGAGCAGGGGAGUGAACGGCCAAUAACAUUAACUGGGGAAACUGGAAAUUCUGGCUCAGAGAGCAACAUGGCUACCAGCAAUAAUGGAGACACGGGUCAAAGGUCACAUGACAAUAGCCCAAUAACAUCAGUUUCCACGGACUGCUUGGCUUCCAAGAAGAGAGAGACGAUCACUGAGCAGAGGAAAACUGUCAUGGGGCAGGCCGAGACAGUCAUCGAGCAGAGGGAGAUCACUACAUAUUAUGAAGAGACAGUCACUGAACAAGGAGAGACAUCAAAAUGGCAGGGAGAGUCCACCACCAAGCAGGAAGAAGCAGCCACUGAGCCUAGAGAGAAAGGCACUUGGCAGGCUGAGACAGUCACCGAGCGGGGUGAUUCAGUCACAGGGUUGGGUGAGACUGCAGGAGAACUUGGAGGGACAGCUACAGAGCAGGGAGAGACAGUCACAGAGCAAGGAGAUGCAGCCACUGUGCAGGAAAGGGCACCUACUGGGAACGGAGAAGCAGUCACUGAGCAGAGGGAAAUUGCCACAGAGAACAAGGAAACAGCCACUGAGAGAGGAGAGAGAGGAGAGACAUCCAUUGGGCAGGAAGAGGCAGCCAGCUUGCAUAGGGAGACAUCUACAGAGCAGGGAGAAACAACCACAGAGCAUGGAGAGACAGACUCUGGGGAGGAAGAGACAGCCACAGAGCAUGAAGAGACUGCUGCAGAGCAGGCAAAGACAUCCAAAGAGCAGGGGGAGGCAGAUGAUAAGCAAAAAGAGACAGACACAAAACAGAAUGAAGCCAGUCACAGAGCAUGGAAACACCACAGUCAAGUAUGAGCAAUACGAGAGUGAAAAUGAGCAGUGGCAAACAGCGACUGAGCAAUGGGAGACAGACAGAGAGGAAGGAACUACAGACACACACGACAUACAUCCACUCAUAGCACAGAAAAUGGACAGAGAGAGAGACACAGAAGAAACUGCCAAUCAGAGUAGAAGAGAGACAUUGAGCGAAGACAGUGAAGAAUGGGAAACUGCGAGUGAUGACAGCAUAGACAGACCAGUAUUAGUGCAGAAUGAAGAGACUGUCGAUUGGGUUAUUAGAGAGGUCAGGGAGAUUAUGAGGGAGAGAGAAGUAGAAGACAGUGAAGACCUAAACACAAUUUCUCAUGGAAUCCAAACUGCCAGCCUAACAAGUCAUGAAGUGACAGACACUAUUAGGGAGGGAGAGACUGUUGUUGACAAAAGAACCUCAGUCAACGAGAGUGAAACUGGUGAGACUGGGGGGACACUGGCCAUGAAUAAUGAGGACAAUGUGUUGGAAACCAUUAGGGAUGGGACAACAGAGACAGGUACUGAAGGAAGUGUUACUCAACCUGAGGAGAGACAACAGGAGACUGAGGGGACAGCAGUCAAAAUAGGAGAACAAUGGGACUUGUUAGAGGAGAGGAAGGACACAAGUGCAGAAAUAAUGGCACCAAGUAAAACAACAGAAAGGCAAGAGAGUGAAAUGGAGAAACUAGAGCAAGAAGAAAUUCCUGAGGAAAGCCAAGAAGAUGGAAUUGUUAUAGAGAGAGGUCUGUGCAAUCUGUUGGGAACAGAUACAAGGGUCCAAGGACAGGGUUUACUGGAGACAGAUACAGGGGUCCAAGGACAAGGCUUAAUUGAGACAGAUACAGGGGUCCAAGGACAAGGCUUAAUUGAGACAGAUACAGGGGUCCAAGGACAAGGUUUAACGGAGACAGAUACAGGGGUACAAGGACAAGGCUUAUUAGAGACAGAUACAGGAAUCCAAGGACAAGGCUUAUUGGAGACCGAUACAGGGGUCCAAGGACAAGGCUUAAUUGAGACAGAUACAGGGGUCCAAGGACAAGGCUUAAUUGAGACAGAUACAGGGGUCCAAGGACAAGGCUUAAUUGAGACAGAUACAGUGGUCCAAGUACAAGGUUUAUUAGAGACAGACACAGGGGUCCAAGGACAAGGCUUAAUGGAGACAGAUACAGGGGUCCAAGGACAAGGUUUAACGGAGACAGAUACAGGAAUCCAAGGACAAGGCUUAUUGGAGACCGAUACAGGGGUCCAAGGACAAGGCUUAUUGGAGACAGAUAAAGGGGUCCAAGGACAAGGCUUAAUAUGGACAGAUGCAGAGGUACAAGGGCAAGGCUUAUUAGAGACAGAUACAGGGGUCCAGGGACAAGGCUUAUUGGAGAUAGAUACAGGGGUCAAGGGACAAGGCUUAUUAGAGACAGAUACAGGGGUCCAGGGACAAGGCUUAUUGGAGAUAGAUACAGGGGUCAAGGGACAAGGCUUAUUGAAGACAGAUACAGGGGUCCAAGUACAAGGCUUAAUGGAGACAGAUACAGGGGUCCAAGGACAAGGCUUAUUGGGAACAGAUACAGGGGUCCAAGGACAAGGCUUAUUGGAGACAGAUACAGAGGUCCAGGGACAAGGCUUAUUGGAGACAGAUACAGGAGUCCAAGGACAAGGCUUAAUGGAACAGGAAAUAACUUGUCAGUUUGGUGAUGUUACCAAGCAAAGUUUGGAUCAUAAAAGUGCUGAAAAAGUGCAUUUGACCCAAGAAAUUACAGUUACUGAAGAGGAAGAGAGUGAGGCUCAACAGCCAGUUGAUGGAAUCUCUGACUCUCCACAAGCCAUGAUGGAAGCUGUUGACCAUGAAACCCAUUGUCAUAUUCCUGUUGAAUUAAGCCUCAGUUGUGAAUUACAAGAUCCGAUGAGGGGGGUCAUCAAUCUAGACCAUAUCUAUGGAGAACCCAGUAGUACUUUUGAUUUCCAGCCCUUUGAAACACAGAGAAGCCAAAGUUUAUGCUCAGAUGUUUUCAGCCCCACCUACUCUGACCAAACAGAGCCAGAAGGGUAUGAACAAAAUGAGAUGCCUCAACUUGGGGACAAAGCUCAUCAGUAUAAUGACCAAUAUCAGGAGGAGAAGGGUUUGUGUCCAGCUGUCCUUACAAGAUCUGUUCUAUGUAGCACAGACCCCAAUAAGGAUGGUAACUAUGACAUUGUUGAAGGUUCACAAGGGGUAGGCUGCAAUGCAGUAAAAGAGACUCCUUCAGCGCUGGGAAUUUUACAAGAGGCAGCUGGAUCUGUGGAAAUAUCUUUAGAGAAGACAGAAGGAUCUGAUUCCCAAAACACUGGGCGAUACCUCUCAGAGCAAGCCAUGGAUAAGGGUGAGACAGACUCCAUCACUGAUACGGGGACUGCUAUGGAAAAUGAAACACAGGGAAUGACUAGGCAGUGGAGUACUACUGAAUCCUUAGGGACAGCAGAAUGUAGCAUCAUGCAGUCUGAACCCUAUGAUGAAGGUUCUCUCCAAAAGACCAGAAUAGCGAGUCUCAUCCCUCUAGUGAGUCUCACCCCUCCAGAGGACAAAGAGGAAUGUUCCCCAGAAAUCACUAGAGAAACUGUAAUUCUCUCUGCCUAUAGUCCACAUGUAGGGCAGGAAAGGGAUAAUAUUAUUGCCUCAGAUGAGAGGAAUGCACAAAACAAAAAGACCAACUUCUACCCCAUUCAGAUUUCAAAUCCCAUCCUGAAUUUGUCUGGAAGUCCAGAACACUUGGGGUUUUACAGUGAAGGGCUGGAUAAUUCUGAAGGGAACACAUGUAUGGACCUUCCAGGCAAUCAGCCUGGGAUGAAUUUUGGAGCGUCUCAUCAUUCUCCUGUUCCUAAAAGACCCUUAAGGCCACAAAAUCCUGUGUGGGUCGCUCCCCGCCAGAUACGGUAUUCGGAGGACCCUGCGAGAGUUUACAAAACAAAUGAGCAACGAGAGAGUUUUCUGAUAAGACGAUCCACAAUCAGAUACAAGAAAGGUACAUAUCAAGGGACAGGCAAUGUAAAGAAAAGGCGCAGUGUUUUCAUUCCUCCUCCAGUGGAUGAACAAGAACCUACAAGGGACUCUGGCAAGAGUGGCCAAUCUACAAUACCAACCUUCUCUGCCAUUAACAUCCUGAGACCUGGCUCACCUCAGUCUAUACUUUCAUUCCGACCCGAGUCACAGGCCAUAUUUGAGAAUGAACAAUCAGAUGACAAUUCAGGCCAAGAGAACCUUGCUGAUGAAGAAGAACCAAUCAAAAAAGAAAGCCCUUCUAGAAGGUCGGACUCUGUCGUCCUACGGGAGAAACAUCACGAUAAGACCCCAGAGCUGUCACAAAGGUUGCGGCGCAAUUCUAAAUUCUAUGGUGCAUCCAGAGUCCUGUAUCAGGAAUACAGCGAUGAAGCUCUUAAUCAGGCCAUCAAAAACCAGACACCCGAGUCACCCAGACUACGUCGGAGGGAAUCCCAAGACUCCUACCUGCAGCGCCUUUCCAUGUCCUCCGCUGACUCCCUGUGGCAGGACAUUCCUGAGAUACGUGGCAGUGUGGGGUUCCUCUCAAUGUCACGCGACGAGCAGAAACUACAGGAGGCCAAGUUUGAGCUGAUCAUGUCAGAGGCCCUCUACCUGCGCAGCCUGAAUAUAGCGGUGGAUCACUUUCAGUACAACCCGGACCUGCAGGAAGUUCUGACUGCCCAAGAUCGGCAGUGGCUUUUCUCCCGGCUGUCUGAAGUGCGAGAUGCCAGUUCUGAGUUCCUGUUCGAUCUGGAGGACGAAUUCCAGAGAAACAAGUACAACUUCCAAGUAUGCAAAACAGUAAUCGACCAUGAGCCGAACUUCCGAAGAGUCUACCUGCCUUAUGUCACCAACCAAUCCUACCAGGAGAGGACCUUCCAAAGGCUUCUGAACAACAACCCACGUUUCCAGCUAGUUCUGUCGAGGCUGGAGAGUGAUCCCAUGUGCCAGAGACUUGGGCUCAAAUCCUUUCUGAUCCUUCCGUUCCAGAGAAUCAUUCGUCUCCGGCUGCUGCUCCAGAACAUCUUGAAACGUUCUGCCCCAGGAUCCGUUGAUGAACUGCAAGCAACGCAAGCUCAUAACGCGGUGGAGAAGCUGAUCAGAGACUGCAAUGAGAGUGUUCAGCGGAUGAAGGACACAGAAGAGCUGAUCCUUCUGAACCAGAAGAUCCAGUUUGAAUGCAAGAUAUUCCCCCUCAUCUCCCAGUCUCGCCGGCUAAUUAAACACAGUGAGGUCUCGGCACUUGAAAUGAACUCUAUCAGCUUCAAACUGAAGAUCACACGGGCCGUCUACUUACAUCUCUUCAAUGACUGUCUGCUGCUGUCUCGGACCAGAGAGGGCGGGCGCUUCCUGGUGUUUGAUUACGCGCACGCGGCCGACGUACGGGUGGAACGAUGUGAGAAGAGAAUUCAUGGGAACCAAAAGAAUAUUUUCUGCAUCUCUCUGGCAGAAAAUGCUGCUGGGAGUCCAGAUGGGAGAAGGGCUGAAUAUUUCUUCCGCACAGACACACAGAGUCAGAAACUCAGAUGGAUCUCAGCUCUAUCCCCUCCCAAGGAAGAGCCGGACCUCUUUAAAUAUCAUGGCCUCUCACAGAUGCUGUGCUUGAAAUCGUACAAAGCCAGAGAAAAUGACGAGCUGUCGCUGGAGAAAGCUGAUAUCAUUUUUGUGAAACAACGCAGUGAAGAUGGCUGGCUCCAGGGUGUGCGUCUCUCUGACAUGCAGUCUGGUUGGUUCCCUAUGUCACAUGUGCAGCCCGUCAGUCGCAACGCGUGUCUCCGGAACCUGGAGGAAGAGCAGAGGUUACAAACUGCCAGGGCCAAGCUGCAACUGCCACCUUCCAACUGACCAGCCACCACUUACAGGGGAAUAUACUGGGCUCAUGAACAGGAAUUGUCUCCUUUAUUUUCCCUUAAAUAGUCAAUAAAAUAUAAGGGCUUAGUUGAUUGUAUAUGUGUAAUUGGAAGCUGCCUUAGUGAUUGUGCUGAGCUUAAAUAUCCCCCAUAAGAAGAGCACCCCCUAGUGGCCACAACUAAAUGGUGGAGAUCUCUAUUACUGUAAGAUCUCAGGAGCAGGACCCUCUCCGUCUCUCGUUCAGUAUUUUAUAGACAAUUAACAUUGUUGCUUUUAAUUGUACAGAGUCAGUCAAUAGGACCACUUCACAAAUCCGUAAUAAGAAUAGACGCUUCUGAUAAAUUGGAAAGGCAUCUAUUAAAGGGUAAAUAAACCCAAAGAGCACUGCAUACAUUGCUUUGAAUUCUGAUCAGUCUUGGUUUGCACCCGUAAUGCUCUGCAUAUUAUACUCUGUGCGGAUCCUUCCUAUCAAUGCAACAAUCACUCUUCUUCAUCCAAAUGUGCAGAAUUAUAUUUAUAUUUUUAAUAAAAUAACUAACAAUCAA